This is a messenger RNA of Seriola dumerili (greater amberjack), 1814 nucleotides long. RefSeq names its product reticulophagy regulator 1 (gene retreg1). Bases 28 to 1410 code for a protein of 460 amino acids. Lineage: Eukaryota; Metazoa; Chordata; Actinopteri; Carangiformes; Carangidae. The transcript has 9 exons. Gene Ontology annotation, cellular component: endoplasmic reticulum membrane. The record is from RefSeq and is a predicted model, not a curated record. Gene Ontology annotation, biological process: reticulophagy; negative regulation of neuron apoptotic process.
GAGCGGAGGGGCCCCGGUCGUUUUCCAAUGCUGGUGAGCCGGGAAGUAGGAACCGCGGGCGGCGGGGAGGCGGCUGCAGGGCCGCCGGGUCCGCCGAGCCAGGCGCAGAGCGAGGAGGAGACGCCUCUGCCCGGGCGCGCAGGGUGUCGUCUCACCGGCCUGGUCAACUGGAAGCAGAGACCGUGCAGGACUUCAGCCCUGUUUGCUGCAGCCAACACCGUGUUCUGGUUUGUGGCCUUCAGCCCUUUCCGAGCCUACAGCCUCCUGGCCAUCAUACUGGCUGUGCUGGUCGUCACGGUGACAGUCAGAGAUGUUGCUCGAUUCAGAUACACAGGAGCUCACUUGUGGCGCAGCAUGACUGCAAGCUGGGAGAUCAUUGACUCGGGCCAGGAAAGCCGGUCUGGGACUGGACCCCAGCUCAGCGACUCCCUCAGACUUUUCCUCCAGGAGACAUCGGCUUUCAAACAGCAGAACCCAGGCAAGUUUUGCCUGCUGGUUUGCAGCUUGUGCACCUUCUUUGCUGUCUUAGGACGCUACAUUCCAGGGAUUGUUAUCUCGUAUAUUCUAGUGCUGGGCGUCUUCCUGUGGCCUCUGAUUUCAUCCCAUGACGUUGGUUUGUGGCUGGAGCCAGUUCUGCAGAAGCUGGACUUUGGCAUUGGGGAGUUUCUUCGGAAAAUCAAAGAGAACCAUGAGAAGAGAAUCAUGCAGGCUCAGACCGAGAAGGAGGGCAUCGAGUCGGACCUCUCCUCCAUGUUUCCCAAGCUCGACUCCACAGUGUGUAAGGAAAUGUCUGUAUCGGACACAGAGGUGUCUGAUGUGACGUGGACAGACAACGGUACUUUCAACCUGUCAGAGGGACACACACCUCAGACUGAGAACUCAGAGGACCUCGACAGAGAAGAAGUAUUCACUGGUGGCCUCCCAGAAUUCCCUUCACUUGACAACGGUGGGACGACCAAUGGGGACGAAGACGACGACCUCAGCCUCGGCCUUCCAUUGCCUCCAACUCAGCCCCAGCAGUCAAUGAAAUCCAAGCAUGCUCCUCCUCCUCACGAAGACCAAACCACCGACAGAGCACUUGAAUUGGUGAACCAGAUGGCAGGAGACUUCAUCACUGCCGCGGUCACAGCUGCCAUCCAGGAAAGAAUAGAAGCAGCGGUGGGAUUCACGGCGCCGAGAAACGACCCGGAGCGGUCAAGACUCCGGGAUUCCACCAGGCUGCUGGAGCUGGCCGAGGAGUCGGACAGCGAGGUUGAGGACUUUGAGCUGCUGGACCAGUCGGAGCUGGAGCAACUGGAGGGGGAGCUGGGGCUGGGAGAGGAAAAGGCCCAGACCAAAGAGGAGGAACAGGCCAAGAGCGACAAGUCAGCCUCAACUGGAUUCUUCACCAAACUCCUCAGACGCCACUGAUCACUGAUUGAUGAAAAGUCCGGUCGACAGAAGAGAAGAAGAGGUUACAGAGGACAUGUGGAGGAGAUGGGAGUGUUCUGGCUACAGAGGACUGUUGGGGGAAUUGUGAGAAAAACAACGUUUCCAUUUAUCUUUUUCCUGUAGUGCUAACAUCAUUGUUUCAAAACUGAUCAGUAUGUGAAAUACAGAGGUGAAGGUGAUGUCGCUUUAAUCAGAAUCAUCCCAGCCUAAUGCCGAGAUCAGACUACAGAAUAUCAGCCUGCUGAAGGCCUGAACCGACAGACUACAGAUUAGCCUACUACUCAGGUGGAGAGUCUUAUAUUAAAGCUCAAUAUUUUCCUCUUCUCCUGUGUUUUAUUUCAAGUGUUGAGCCAUAAGACAAUAUAUUUGUAGUUUUAAGAACC